This is a messenger RNA of Dalotia coriaria, 2104 nucleotides long. It is a transcript of the gene Lab, whose product is annotated as homeotic protein labial-like. The coding region runs from base 264 to 1559 and encodes 431 amino acids. The transcript has 2 exons. The record is from RefSeq and is a predicted model, not a curated record. Gene Ontology annotation, cellular component: nucleus. NCBI's taxonomy places the organism in Eukaryota, Metazoa, Arthropoda, Insecta, Coleoptera, Staphylinidae. Gene Ontology annotation, molecular function: RNA polymerase II cis-regulatory region sequence-specific DNA binding; DNA-binding transcription factor activity, RNA polymerase II-specific. Gene Ontology annotation, biological process: regulation of transcription by RNA polymerase II.
ACUACCAUACAUUGCGAACACAAACCGACACACAACGCGAACAAUCACGCAGUGCGCGUUAUCUAUAAAAACCUAAACCGCGACGCGUGUUGAUAAUAGCGGCCAGUUUCGUGGACGACGUAGACACAACCGGUGCGGGUGUUUGUGUGGAUCCAUCAGUAAACUCAUUAGAAACCUCUCUAUUUAGACAAGUUUUAAAAAGGUUAAAACGUUUGAUGUUUUGUGUAACCUAGAGAAAUAGUGAUUUAGUGGUCUGUUGCAAGAUGAUGAUGAUGGAUGUUGGAAUGUACAACCACGGAACCAACUUGAACCUGCAACCAAGCGCUCCAGCUUACACCCCACAUCACCAUCAUCAACCGGAAGCAUACUACAAUUAUCCGGCGGAUCCAUGUGCUCAAACCCAUCAAAUCGCAGCUACACCAUCAACGUAUUCUUCAUACCAUCACUAUGAAGAUGCUUCAUAUCACUACAACCAUGUGGAUGUCACCCAGGAAGCUCCACCUAGUCCCCAAGGUGAUAUAAACUACUAUCACCAUCAUCAUAAUUCCUCAACUGGUACAGGUCAACAGUCAGGAGUUAAUAUAACCCAUCCAUUGGAAACACCUCCAAACCCUCCUAAUAUCAUCUCAACAGAUACAGGACUCUCCUAUACUAAUCUAGACUAUGGUAACUCUAACUCUUCCAAUAGUAGUUCCCUCUAUCAGAACAUCAGUGGAUAUUCUGGAGAAUACCGUGAUGGUAGACAAGUAUCUUCAAUUCUAUCAAGAGAUACUGAUCUAAGACCUGAUUCGUUGAUCCUAAGAGGUCAUCAUCAUAAUGUGCAUCAUGAAGGGCAUUAUGAUGGAAAGUAUCAGAAUCUGGAAGCUGUGAAUGUUCCUGGGGAUGUUUACUUGAAUCAAUGUUUGGAUGGACCUGGAGUGGAUUACCAUCAACAGCAUAGCAUAGGGAGAUUGGGUUAUAAAGAUGAGGAAAGGCACCAUCAUAUGAGACAACAUGUUUUGAUGCAACAUCAACAUCCUGGACAACUAGGACAUCCUCAGAAUCAAGCUGGGCAACAACAGCAACAACAUCAGUCGCAUUCUUCGGCUUUACCAACUUACAAAUGGAUGCAGGUCAAGAGGAAUGUACCAAAACCAGGACCUAAAACAACAUCAUCUAACAUGGAUUACAACCCAGUUCCAAACAUGUCGAGCGCAUCCACCAAUUUAGAACUUCACCCGGCGUCUCGCCCUGCAUGUUUGAGUAACUCUUCAUUGGGCGCAAGCAUGCUCAGUCUAAAUUGCCUCAACACUGGCCGCACCAACUUCACUAACAAACAACUCACUGAGUUAGAAAAAGAGUUUCAUUUCAAUAAGUAUUUAACGCGUGCGCGACGCAUUGAGAUUGCUUCAGCGCUCCAGCUCAACGAAACGCAAGUGAAAAUCUGGUUCCAGAAUCGUCGCAUGAAGCAAAAGAAACGCAUGAAGGAAGGAUUAAUUCCAGCUGGUGACACGCACGCAAACUCACCGCAAGGUGACCAAACGCAAGGAAGUAGCGAGAAUAGUCGCGAAUCGAAUUAAACAAAAAUUUAAAAAAAAACAUGCUAAUCACGCAAAGAUUUUAAAUAAAACUCGCCAAAGAUACUACUAAUAAAUUAUUUAGUGACGGAUACUUUAUAGAAACUUAUGUGAAACUUAAAAAUUCCUAAAACGUGUGCUAUUCUUGGUUGAAAACUCAUAAAACAAAAGUAAAUUAAUAACAAAAGUUUACAGUUUACAGCGAUAAUCAUAACUUAUUGAUACAUUAGUUGAAAAGUUUAGUGAUACAUGCUAUUGUAUUAUUUAAUAUCUAUUUAAUUAUUUAAUUUAUAUCAGUUUUAGGUGUUUAGUAGCAUCAUAAUAUAUUAUAUUAUUGUAUAUUUGUAAAUAUCUAGUUGUAACUUAAGUCUACGGUAAUCUUGUUAACGACUUGGAGGAUUUCUUCGUUUAUCGUUUUAGUUAUAUAGUCGAUUUGCGUGAUGAAAUCGAGAGUCUUCGUAAACAACGCUAAACGCAUAUAAAUCAUGUAGAGUUGCUCAGGGAAAUACAUAUUAUAUCGAUGUAUUAUAAAUAAAUAUUAAUAAUAA